Amaranthus tricolor (Joseph's coat) is the source of this 2184-nucleotide messenger RNA. RefSeq names its product threonine dehydratase 1 biosynthetic, chloroplastic-like. Gene Ontology annotation, biological process: L-threonine catabolic process. The record is from RefSeq and is a predicted model, not a curated record. Gene Ontology annotation, molecular function: pyridoxal phosphate binding; threonine deaminase activity. The transcript is spliced from 9 exons. Bases 121 to 1953 code for a protein of 610 amino acids. NCBI's taxonomy places the organism in Eukaryota, Viridiplantae, Streptophyta, Magnoliopsida, Caryophyllales, Amaranthaceae.
AUAUAUAUUUAAAAUUUUUUGUAAGGUACAUUGAAAUUUGGAUUUAUUAGGUUUUAUUUUGGGAAAAUAAUCUAAAAUAGAACUUAAAACGCCAGUCAUCCAAUCAUACUACAAUCGGCCAUGACAUCUCUCUUUCUCUCUCAUCCCACCGGCGCCGCCACCACUACAACAUCCGCAUUCAAAAAUCUCUCCUCCGGAAACCGCCGUUUUUACCUCAAUUUUUCCCUCCUGCAUCUUCCAAAACCUAACCGCCAUCAUUUCUCCAUUGUUCAAGCUACAGUUUUCUCUAAAGAAGAAACACUCACUAACAAACCUAUUCCUUCAUCUUCUUCGCCUUCUUCUUUGAAACUCGUUUCUACCGAUUCUCUUCAGUAUGAGAGCGGUUACCUUGGCGCUGUUCCUGAUUCUUCGUCAUUGGAUUCAGAAGUGGUGUCUGCCGCCUCUAUGGAGUAUUUGACGAAUAUUUUGUUGUCCAAAGUUUACGAUGUUGCUGUUGAGUCGCCAUUGCAGCUCGCUGAAAAAUUAUCUGAGAGGUUAGGUACUAAUGUUUGGCUUAAAAGAGAAGAUUUACAGCCGGUUUUUUCAUUUAAGUUGCGGGGUGCUUACAAUAUGAUGGUAAAGCUUCCUAAGGAGCAAUUGGAAAGAGGGGUUAUAUGUUCAUCAGCUGGGAAUCAUGCACAGGGGGUGGCUUUGUCUGCCAAGAAACUUGGGUGUGAUGCUGUGAUUGCUAUGCCUGUGACUACACCAGAAAUAAAGUGGAAAUCUGUUGAGAGGCUGGGUGCCACUGUUGUGCUUGUGGGUGAUUCAUAUGAUGAGGCACAAGCAUAUGCAAAGAAUAGGGCUGAAGAGGAGGGUCGGACAUUUAUACCUCCAUUUGACCAUCCAGAUGUCAUUAUGGGGCAAGGGACUGUAGGCAUGGAGAUUGUGAGCCAAAUUAAAGGCCGUCCAUUGCACGCAAUCUUUGUUCCCGUAGGUGGUGGUGGACUCAUAGCGGGUAUUGCUGCUUAUGUGAAGAGAGUUAAACCAGAGGUCAAAAUUAUAGGGGUGGAACCAUCUGAUGCCAAUGCAAUGGCUCUGUCGUUACAUCAUGGGGAAAGAAUUAUGCUGGAUAAAGUUGGAGGAUUUGCGGAUGGUGUAGCUGUUAAAGUGGUCGGGGAGGAAACUUUUCGGAUAUGCAAGGAAUCGAUUGAUGGUGUUGUUCUUGUUAAUCGUGAUGCCAUUUGUGCCUCCAUAAAGAACAUGUUCGAGGAGAAACGGAAUAUAUUGGAACCUGCCGGGGCUCUUGCCCUUGCUGGUGCGGAAGCUUAUUGCAAAUAUUAUGGCAUAAAGAAUGAAAAUGUUGUUGUAAUUACCAGCGGGGCAAAUAUGAACUUUGAUAGGCUGAGAUUAGUCACUGAACUUGCGGAUGUUGGUCGGCAGCGAGAAGCUGUGCUUGCAACUUUUAUGCCUGAAGAACCUGGUAGUUUCAAGAAAUUUUCUGAGAUGGUGGGACCAAUGAACAUUACGGAAUUUAAAUACAGAUUUAACUCCGCGAAAAAAGAGGCUUUAGUUCUUUACAGUGUUGGCCUACAUACUGUUACUGAACUUGAAGCAAUGAAGGAACGCAUGGAAUCUUCUAAGCUUCGAACUAUUAACUUGACAAACAAUGAUUUAGUUAAAGAUCAUUUACGGCAUUUGAUGGGAGGCCGAUCAAAUGUCCAAGAUGAAGUUCUUUGUAGGUUUGUCUUUCCAGAAAGACCCGGAGCUUUAAUGAACUUCUUAGAUGUGUUUAGCCCACGAUGGAAUAUCAGUUUGUUCCAUUACCGCGCACAAGGUGAAACCGGUGCCAAUGUAUUAGUUGGCAUCCAAGUUCCUUCGUCCGAGAUGGAUGAGUUUCGGCAGCGGGCUGAUAGACUUGGAUAUAUGUAUGCUAUAGAGAGUGACAGUGAGGUCUAUGAUGUUUUGAUGCGUUGAAGCGAAAUGAAAAGAUAAAAAGUAAAUUAGAAGCUUUAUGUUGGCGUCAACAGUAUGUCUGAAAAUAAAUAUGGGUCUGCCAAGUUAUUGGGUAAACUAGCUAGUAGCUACUAUUCGUGAAGCUUUUUUCAAGGCGUAGAAAUUUAUAGAAAUUUGCUUUUGCCUGAAAGUUCUGCAACAUUUAUUUAUUGCACUCGUCUUCAACGCAACUUCAGAAAAACAGAUUAUUCA